This is a messenger RNA of Fulvia fulva, 2436 nucleotides long. Its product is annotated as Threonine--tRNA ligase, cytoplasmic. The transcript has 2 exons. The coding region runs from base 1 to 2436 and encodes 811 amino acids. Gene Ontology annotation, biological process: threonyl-tRNA aminoacylation. The record is from RefSeq and is a predicted model, not a curated record. Gene Ontology annotation, molecular function: ATP binding; threonine-tRNA ligase activity. NCBI's taxonomy places the organism in Eukaryota, Fungi, Ascomycota, Dothideomycetes, Mycosphaerellales, Mycosphaerellaceae. Gene Ontology annotation, cellular component: cytoplasm.
AUGCUGUUUCGCAUACAACACCACGCGCGGGUGACUUUCUCACGGAUCUCACGAACACUCCCGCCAACAAACACUUUCCGCAUCGCGUGCGCAACACCCAGCACAGCAGCAGCACGGCCCUUCACUUUCACGAGCACGAUGGGUAAAGACAAGAAAGCAGCAGCCAACCCCGGCGAUGCUCGCCCCCUCGAGCUGAACCCACCACCCGACUUCUUCGCUACCAGAAACGCACUGUUCGACAAGCGACGCGCCGAGUACGACGAAUGGGUAGCCAAGCAGCCACGAGAGGACAUUGAGAUCACCCUCCCCAAUGGCAACAAGGUACCUGGCAAGAGUUGGGAGACUACUCCAGCGCAGAUUGCACGUGAGAUGAGCAAGAGCUUGUACGAGCGCACAGUCAUCGCGAGGGUGGACGGGGAUCUGUGGGACUUGCCGCGACCAUUGGAGAAGAGCUGCAACCUGGAGCUGCUCGACUUCGAACACCCCGAAGGAAAGAAGGUCUUCUGGCAUAGCAGUGCACACAUCCUUGGCGAGGCAUCAGAGCGGAGAUUCGGCUGUUCGCUAUGUAUCGGUCCACCUGUCGACGAUGGCUUCUACUACGAGAUGGCAUUGCCACAGAUGGCUGCUGUUUCCGAGGCGGACCACAAGCCAUUGAAGCAGAUUGUUGAGAAGAUCACCAAAGAGAAGCAAAAGUUCGAGCGACUCACUUUGACCAAGGAGGAGCUGCUGGAGAUGUUCUCGUACAACAAGUACAAGCAGCACAUCAUCAACGACAAGAUUCCAGACGGCACCUCCACUACUGUCUACCGUAAUGGACCUCUCAUCGAUCUCUGCAGAGGACCUCACGUCGAGCACACUGGCCGGAUCAAGGCAUUCGAGAUCAUGAAGAACUCUGCCAGCUACUUCUUGGGCGACGCGAAGAACGACAGCUUGCAGCGAAUAUACGGUGUUUCCUUCCCCGACAAGAAGCAGCUCGAGGAGCACAAGCACAUGCUCGAGGAGGCAGCGAAGCGUGAUCACCGCAAGAUUGGCCAGGAGCAGGAGCUGUUCUUCUUCGAUCAGAUGUCACCUGGAUCCGCAUUCUGGCUGCCACGCGGUAUGGUCAUCUUCAACGCUCUCCAAUCAUAUAUUCGCGAGGAGUACUGGAAGCGCGAGUACCAAGAGGUGCAGUCACCAAACAUGUACGACUCCGCGUUGUGGAAGCAAUCCGGUCACUGGCAACAUUACAAGGAUGACAUGUUCACGUUCAGCGUCGAGAAGCACGAGUGGGCCCUCAAGCCCAUGAACUGCCCAGGUCACGCCCUCAUCUUCGGUCACGGCGAGCGAAGUUACAGGGAGUUGCCCAUCCGUAUGGCCGAGUUUGGUGUUCUUCACCGUAACGAGGCUUCCGGUGCAUUGACUGGUCUUACCAGAGUGCGCCGUUUCGUGCAGGACGACACCCACAUCUUCUGUACUGAAGCACAGAUUGGUCAAGAGAUUGAGGGCCUGUUCGACCUCAUGACUGCCGUCUAUGGCCUUUUCGGCUUCACCUUCAAGAUGAAGCUGUCCACCCGACCAGAGGGACAUCUUGGUGAUGUCGCCACUUGGGACCGCGCAGAAGCACAACUCACCAAAGCGCUUGACGAGUUCAAGGCGAAGAGCGGUACCCAGUGGGAGCUGAACCCAGGUGAUGGUGCUUUCUACGGACCAAAGAUUGACAUUACCAUCAGCGACGCCCUGCGACGAGAAUUCCAGUGUGCCACUAUCCAGCUUGACUUCCAACUUCCACAACAGUUCAACCUCGAGUACCGGUCAGAAGAGAAGGCCGUGGCGUCCACCAAGGCUGAGGCGCAAGUCAACGGCGAUGCAAAGGCCGCAGCUGAGGCACCCAAAGCCGCGGAUGGCGAAAAGACUGAAGAGAAGCUCGUCAUCCGAUCGGCACCAGACGCCCGACCAGACCCAUCAGCAGCACCAAAGAGCGAGGCCUCCUACCGCCGUGAGCUCACUCCUGGUUGCCAGCGCCCAGUCAUGAUUCACCGUGCCAUCUACGGUUCAUUCGAGCGUUUCAUCGCUAUCCUGAUCGAGCACUUUGGCGGCAAGUGGCCGUUCUGGCUGUCACCUCGCCAGAUCCUCAUCGUCCCUGUCAUGCCUUCUGCCAACGACUACGUGCUAGAGCUGCAGAAGCUCUUCCGUGCGCAGAAGAUGCAUGUUGACAUUGACAUUACUGGAAAUACCAUGCAGAAGAAAAUCCGUACUGGUCAGCUGCAGCAGUACAACUUCAUCUUUGUUGUUGGCGCUCAGGAGAAGGAGAAUAGGGCGGUCAACAUUCGUAACAGAGAUGACCCCGAGACCCAAAAGCUGGGCGAGUUGAUCCCAGUGGACAAGGCUAUCCAGCUGCUUUGCAAGCUGCGCGACGAGCGACUCCGUGAUAGUUCGUUGUCGAAGCUUGCAGAGUAA